AUGGGGCACGCCGCAAAGGAUUGUCCACAGGCAUUGAACAGCUCGUCGACUGCUCUGGAGGGGGAGGAGGACGGUGGAGGAGGUAUAAAUGGCGGUGAAGUCUCCUCGUCCACGGCAGGCUUGACAGGCAAGGAGACUGUCGGGCUAUGUUUCCGGUGUGGUUCCACCUCUCACAUCCUCUCGCGCUGUCGUCGUCCAGCCCCAACCGUAGGACCCGACCUCCCCUUCGCCACCUGCUUCGUCUGCGGCUCUAAAGGUCACCUCUCGUCUCGCUGUAGCCAGAAUGCGGGCAAGGGGGUCUACCCGAAUGGAGGAUGCUGUAAGCUGUGCCAGAGCGUAGAGCAUCUGGCAAAGGAUUGCCCCCUAAGGAGGAGUGAGACGACUCAGGCUAGUAAUGCGACGCAGGGAAUGUGGGGCGCGGGGAGACAGUGGGAGGGGCAGAGGGGAGGGGGCGCAGAUGACGAUGAUUUCCAUGCGUUUGCGAGAAAGAAGUGGGAGGUCGAGAGGGAGGAAGCCGGAGGUGCUGCUAGACAGGGCCAGCACGCUGCCAAGGGUGCGGCGGCCGCUCCUCGAAAGAAGGUCGUCUCGUUCUGA
Messenger RNA from Jaminaea rosea, 594 nucleotides. RefSeq lists its product as hypothetical. The record is from RefSeq and is a predicted model, not a curated record. NCBI's taxonomy places the organism in Eukaryota, Fungi, Basidiomycota, Exobasidiomycetes, Microstromatales. The transcript has a single exon. Bases 1 to 594 code for a protein of 197 amino acids. Gene Ontology annotation, molecular function: nucleic acid binding; zinc ion binding.